AUGAGCCACAUAAGCUUUGAAAGUCAUACUGUUGAUCCAUACAAGCUAGAGACUUUUUCCGAUAAAAUUUGCUGGAAAAUUAUGAAACAAAAAACUUCCUUUAAAGACCGAGUCGACAAGAAACAAUUGAAGAAUAUAGGAAGGGAGAUUGCAACCAAAUGUGGAGGUGUAGCUUUAGCUGCCCAAUCACUUGGAUAUACAUUGAACGGCAAGACAUCUGAUGAAUGGGAGUCACUUUGUGAGAAAUAUGUUACACAACUUUUGGGAAUGUCCUUCCUUCAAUAUUCAAAGACAUCUUCGACUAAUGGACAGCAGGACAAAGAUGCAUUUGUCACGAUGCAUGACCUAGUACAUGAUCUCGCAAGAGCAAUCUUGGCCGACCAAGUUAAUGUUAAGGAUAAAUCUGGGGGAAACAAAUGCCGCUAUGCACUGCUCACAGAUUGUACGAAGCCAAUGCAGUUGGCCGUGACUUGUCCUGCAAACUUAAGGGCGCUCCAUUUUCUGAACUGUUGCAGUUUAGAACUUUGCGAUGAUGCAUUCUCACUACCUACGUGCCUCCGCCUCCGUGUCUUGGAUUUAAGUAAAUGCUUUAUUCAGAAGUUACCUGACUCUAUUGGUCAACUGAAGCAGUUGAGGUUUCUUCAUGCUCCACGGAUCUAUGAUAAGAUUCCAAAUUGUAUCACUGAGCUCACAGAGUUAAAUUACCUCAGCCUCAGAGGCUCUUGGUCUAUCUCAGCAUUGCCAGAGUCAAUUGGUGAUAUGAGAGGUCUGAUGCAUCUCGACUUAUCAGGUUGCCACGGAAUAAAUGAACUCCCACUAUCUUUCACAGAGCUCAAGCAGUUGGUGCAUCUGGAUUUAUCAAAUUGCAGCAUGUCUAUAUCAGAAGCUUUUGGUGGCUUUACCAAACUUCAAUAUUUGAAUUUAUCAUGUAGCUUUUAUAUAGAAGCGAAACGUAUCAGGGGGCUGCCAGAGGUCAUUGGCAAACUCAUCAAACUUAGGUAUUUAAACCUAUCAGGAUGCAUAGAGAUCAUGGAUCCAUUAGAAGGCCAAAUUAUUCACGGUUUAUUUGACUCUAUCAGUAUCCUUUCCAAUCUAGAGCAUUUGGUUUUGUCUGGAAGUUAUGUGAGUAUACCAGAAAGUAUGGGCAACCUCAGAAAGCUUCAUACGUUGGACCUCUUAGACUGUGUCAACCUAAAGAAGCUUCCCGGUAGUAUGGUGAAUAUGGUUAGUCUGAAAGUUCUUAUUGGUGUGAGCCGUGCUACACUGGAUAGAUCUUUGCUCUCUCAGUUAAAUGUUGCCUCUCUGCCGCACUUUAUGGUGCAUGCAUCUAGUGAUAAAUGUAGCAGCAAUAUCGUUCUGCUUCAGCCUACAAAUCCUAAUGAGCUUACGAUAGAUAAGCUUGAAAAUGUGAAGUCCAGCGUAGAGGCACAGAGCAUAAAAUUGAUAGACAAACAAAAUAUUAAAGAGCUGACAUUUCAAUGGACCUCAGCUGCUAGUAGGUUUGUGGAUGACAAGGAGGUGUUGGAAAAACUAGUGCCAUCAAGCAGUGUCCAGGAAUUGAAUAUAAUUGGUUACAGAAGUGUCGGCGUUCCUGAUUGGCUUAUGUGUAUUAGUAAUCAUCUCCCUAAUCUUUUGGAGAUAUAUUUGCGUGCUUUUCCUAACUGCAACAACCUACCAGCACUCGGUCAACUUCCAAAGUUAAAACUGCUGAGUCUACUCCAUAUGGAUGGUUUGGAGGAGUGGAACACGGCUUAUACCAGCAGCGAGGGAGGAGCAAAUGAGCACUUGUUCCCGAAGCUUGAGAAGUUGACCAUAAAGCACUGUGCAAAGUUGAGGAUAAAACCAUGUCUCCCUAAAGCUAUGUCUUUGUGCAUAGAAGAUUGUGAUGUUCUGCUAUCAUCAUGGCGGGAGAGCUCGUCACAGGGUGGCGCUUCCUCCUCUUCUCCAGUAACUGAUAUUACUGUUGCGGAGAGUAAGGUGCCCUUGCAUCAGUGGAGGUUGCUUCACCGUCUCCCUGCCCUCCGUAGUUUGAGUAUCAGCCAUUGCAGUGAUCUGACUGCCUCACCUGAGAUUAUCCAAUGCAUCUCCUCCCUCCAUUCAUUAACCCUCAACCAUGCAGAACUGCCAGCAUGGUUGGGUGAACUGACAUCUCUACAGUAUCUAAAGCUGUCUGGGUGCGGAAGCAUGACAUCACUACCACAGUGGUUAGGAGAACUUACAUCUCUCAAGAAAUUUCUGAUCGAAUACUGCAAGGGGAUCAGGUGUUUUCCGGACAGCAUACAACAACUGGAUAAGCUUGAAUGUCUAGACAUUUAUGAAUGCCCUACAUUAGAGCAGUGGUGUGAAUUAGAGGAGAACAAGGUGAAGCUUGCCCACAUAAGAAAGAAGGUCUUCUCAACAUGCACAGUUAAGGCACACGAACUUGCUGCAAGUGGAUCAAGGGUAGACAACAAAGAUCCUCUGUAUAGUGCAGUGAUGAACAUGGCUGGCUUCACAGAGGAAGCUCUGUUGGUUGCCUUGUCUCAUUUACUGGACAGCCAGGACCAGGGCUCGGCAUAUAUGGGUAUGCAAGAGGAGGACCGAGUAUCUUGGCUCAUGAACUUCCUGAGGAAACACUACUAA
Molecule: messenger RNA, 2622 nt
Organism: Lolium rigidum
Lineage: Eukaryota; Viridiplantae; Streptophyta; Magnoliopsida; Poales; Poaceae
Product: putative disease resistance protein RGA3
Exons: 5
Coding region: 1-2622 (873 amino acids)
Molecular function (GO): protein binding; ADP binding
Source: RefSeq, a predicted model, not a curated record